AUGAGGGAGGCUGUCUCGUAUUUCCUCGGGGGCGACCUUGGCAGGUGUCAGCUGCCCCUCCUUAGUGAGAUCUCGACGCGGGCGCCCAGCGCUUACGACAUCGACAGUGGCACGCGUGCGCUGCCCCUUAGGCUGGGAGAACUACGACCUGGCCUACCAGCAGCUGAUGUCGCUGGCCGGCUGGACCCUCGUGCUCACGUCAGCCCUGAGGUGCUCACCUGGUUGGACGACCCGUCGGUGGCCCUCCUGCCACGUGCCCAGUGGCCUUCUGAGGUUCCGAAGGCGAGGCUGAUCGUUGGCCACUUGUACUCGCUCGGGAUCGUAGAGGCCAUAGAGGACGAGCAGAUCUUUCGGGCUGACGGCGCCCCCGUGCUCAACGGCGCCUUCGCAGUUGAGAAAAGGGGCGUGCCCGAGGCUGGUGAGCAGAGGCAGUGCCGCUUCAUCAUGAACAUGGUGCCAGCGAAUAGUUACCUGAAGAUCAUGACCCAGGACCUGUCGACGCUGACGGCCUCGACCUCUUGGGUUACGGUGGUGUUGGAGGGCCAGCGCGUCUUGCUCUGGUCGGGUGACGACCAGCAGGGCGCCUUCUUUGUCUGGAAGAUCCCGCGGGCCUGGCGCAGCUUCACGACAUUGAAGGGCCGCGUCCCCGGCCGCCUUGUGGGCCGCCCAGAUCUGAAGACGGUGCAUGUGUGUUCAGCCGUUAUACCGAUGGGCUGGCUGCUGGCCGUCACGUUAUUCCAACACCUUCAUAGACGCCUGGGCCUGCGCCCUCCCCCCGCUGGAGCGGGCCUGCCUGAAGUCGAUGAGUGGAGGAGGGACAAGCCUCUUCCCAUUGCUCAGGUGGGCGGUUGCAGGUCUUGGUACCAGUUCUUCAUCGACGACUUCGAUGCCCCCAGGAUCGUGAACGACACCGAGGGGGAGGUCGGCGUCGGCUCUGCUUACCAGGAGCAACAGAGGGCUUCCUACCAGCGCAACGGCGUGGCCUGGGCCGAACACAAGGCCCACCUCGGGGAGACGAAGGUCGAGAGGAUGGGCGUGCUCGUGGAUGGUCUGCGCGGGCGCGUCUCGGUACCUCUCAUGAAGCUCUUCGAGACCAUGCUCUUGGGGGCCCUGCUGGUGACCAAGGACUGGGUCUACUGGAAGACCAUGCUCGUGCUCCUGGGCAAGCUCGUCAGGGCUUUGGAGUUCAGGCGCGUCCUCUUUUGCAUCCUCAACGAGGUCUGGAAGUUCGCGGAUGGCACUCACUCUGGCUGGGUCAACUCGGAGAUGACCGAGGAGAUCCUCAGCGGCGUGGGCCUCCUCCCGCUUGCUUUCACGGACCUUCGCGCGGAGGUCGAUGCGAGGGUUACCUGCUCUGACGCCUCGGAGGAUGGUGGAGGCGCCUGCACGUCGCUGAGGCUGUGCCCCGAGGCCCUCUCGAAGCUGACGGCUGCUGCCGCUGCGGAGCAGCUCGUGCGGCACUACCUGUCUAUCGCAGAGAGAGGGGGCACGGACGUGCGCUUGGACGUGCACCUCCCGUUCCGGCACCGCGCGUGGCCGCGCGUGUCGCUCGAGCCCAACGUUUGGACGUGGAAGGUGAUCUCAAGUUACCGUUGGCGUGCUGGGAUCGGGAAGCACAUCAACGCCCUCGAGAUCCAGGCGGCCGUGAACACCAUCAAGUGGAGGCUGCGGUCGGGCACGGGCCGCCCCAGGCGCAUGCUACACCUGAUCGACAGCCAAGUCGCCGCUUCGGUGCUGACCAAGGGCCGCAGCAGCAGCAGGGUCCUGCGGAUGCACGUCAAGCGCUGGGGGGCCUUGUGCUGGGCGACAGGCUGCUACGUCAUGCUCCAGCGGUUGCGAGACUCCCAGAGGCUCUCUGAUCUCAGGGUCAGGGCGGUCACGCUCAAGAGGUACCGUAUCGCCGUCGCGGAGUUCCUCGCCUUCGCCAUCGAGGGUGGCUUCCCGCUGAACAGCUCGGCCGAGGCAGACAGCGCGCUGGGCGCCUACGUCGAGGACCAGUGGGCGAACGAGGGCACGCUCAGCCAUGGGCGCUAUGCACUCGCCGGUUACCUCUUCUUCGCCCCCGAGCUCCGCACGGCCCUGCCCUUUGCGUGGUCCCUGGUCAAGACGUGGCAGAAGCUGGCGCCCAUCAAUCGCGCCUAUCCGGCCAGCCCCGAGAUGGCGCUCGGGCUUGCAGGUGCUGCAGUCUCGGUCGGCCAGCCUCUGUUGGCUGCCCUGGUCCUCGUCACGUUUGAUGCGAUGCUUCGGACCAAAGAGCUGCGUGAUCUUACAUAUGAUGAUAUCACGUUCGCCGAGGGCGGCGUCAUACUGCGCCUGUCGGAAACGAAGAUGGGCGUCAGGACUGGCAAAGUGCAGUUCGUUGUGGUGCGAACGCCCGUCGCAGUGAACUUGCUGCGGGUGGCUGCGGAGCGCGCCCAGCCCACGGACCAUCUGUGCCCGUGCACGUGCGUGCAGCUCCAGCGGCCCCUGAAGUCGCUCCUCGCUGUCGCCUCGAUCCCGCCUGCGCGCUGGUCCUGGUACAGCUUCAGGCGAGGAGGCGCCUGCCAUGACUUUCUUUUGGGCGCCAAUCUCGAGCGCACAAUGCAGCGUGGGAGGUGGAGUGCCGUGACUUCUGCACGUGUGUAUAUCGAGGAGGCUGUCGCCGACCUCGUGGAUGUCUCAAUGAACCAGCUCUCGAAAGAUAUAUUGGGUCAGCUUGGCCUAAUGCUACUGAAUUUCGGCUAUAGCCAGUAA
Prorocentrum cordatum is the source of this 2733-nucleotide messenger RNA. The record is from the annotation of a GenBank genome assembly. NCBI's taxonomy places the organism in Eukaryota, Dinophyceae, Prorocentrales, Prorocentraceae.